Messenger RNA from Rubroshorea leprosula, 1251 nucleotides. NCBI's taxonomy places the organism in Eukaryota, Viridiplantae, Streptophyta, Magnoliopsida, Malvales, Dipterocarpaceae. The record is from the annotation of a GenBank genome assembly.
AAAACCAAAUGUCUCCUUCGUAGCUUUGCUUUCAGAAUUUCUACUGGUUUCGUGUGACUUACCGUCCAACUUUCUUGGUGAUCAAUUGAAGUAUUAUUUCUCCCCAAAAAAAUGGAUUCUUCAACUUUGGCAGCAGAAACUCAACUCGGUUUUAGACAGGAGCAAGAAGAUGAUGAAGGGAGCUUUUCACAUGCUAUGCACUUAGCAAUGGGCAUAGUGCUUCCCAUGGCCAUGCAAGCUGCAGUAGAGCUUGGCGUUCUUGACAUCAUAGCUAGAGCAGGUCCUGGAGCCAAACUGUCAACUUCAGAGAUUGCAUCCCAGAUGCCCACCUCCAAGAACCGAGAUGUACCCCUGGUGCUUGACCGGCUCCUUAGACUUCUAACUAGUCAUCGCGUCCUGGUGAGCUCAAUCAAUGGCGGUGAGAGGUUCUAUGGCCUGGCUUCAGUGGCUAAAUACUUUGUACCCGAUGAAGAUGGUGUUUCACUAGGUCCCUUCCUGGCCUUGCUCAAUGACAAGGUUUACAUGCAGAGCUGGCCUGAGUUGAAAAGUGUAGUUUUGGAGGGAGGAAUUCCAUUCAACAAGAUCUAUGGAAUGCACAUUUUUGAGUACCUAAAAGUUGACCCAAGGUUUGGUCAAGUUUUCAACAAAGCAAUGAUAAAACCACACAACCAUUGUCAUGAAGAAGACCUUGGAGGUGUUGAACAAGUCGGAGGAGAUAUGUUUGAAAGCAUCCCACAAGGGGAAGUCAUUUUCAUGAAGUGGACAAUACAUUACUGGGCGGAUGAAGAAUGCUUAAGGUUAUUGAAGAACUGCCAUCAACCAAUUCCAAAGAAUGGAAAAGUGAUAGUGAUGGAUGCAGUCUUAACUGUGGAAGCAGAUGCAAGUACUGCUGCAAAAGACACCUGCCAUAUGGAUGUGGCCUUGAUGGCUCAAAACUAUAAAGGGAAGGAGCGGACGCAGGAAGAAUUCAUGGCCUUAGCAACCGGAGCUGAGUUCAGUGGCAUCAGAUUUGAAUGCCUUGUUUGCAACUUCUCGGUCAUGGAGUUCUACAAAUAGAUGAUUUUGUUUUGAAGACUAAGGAGUACUAUAGUAUAAUAAACAUGGAGUUGUUUUAGAAACUAAGAGUCUAAUGUUUUAAAAGUAGUGCUACUACUGGCACUUGGAUAACUCUGUUCUCUCUGUUAUUUCUCAAAAAUGUCUCUUGUUCCAAUUCUCCUCGAAAAGUUUAAGCAAUAGAUAUGUUGCUUGUAG